UCAAAAUGGCGGAAGGGAGCGAAUCCCAAUCAAACAAUCCGCUAUCAAGGAAAUUAAAUAAGAUCUUAGAGACUAGAUUGGACAAUGAUAAGGAAAUGGUGGAGGCCUUGAAUGCCCUGUCCACUUUUUUUGUGGACAACAGUUUGCGUUCUCGGCGGAAUUUGCGUGGAGAUAUUGAAAAAAGAAGCUUAGCAAUUAAUGAGAGCUUCGAAGGUGCAUUCAGAGACGUCAAACAGCAAUUGGAUGCUGUGCAUGCGGACAUUGAACAAAUGAGUAGAUGUUGUACAGAAAUGACGAGCAGACUUAAGUCUGCAAGAGACCAAACCUCUGACUUGAUAAGCAAGACUACCACACUUCAAGCUGAAAGUCAGAGAAUACAGAUGAAAGAAACAGUUGCAGAUGCAUUCAUUUCAAGAUUUCAGUUAAAACCAGAUGAGGUGCAAGCUCUUAAAGGAACAAGGAAUGGUCCUAUUUCUGAGACAUUUUUCGAAGCACUCUCACGGGUUAAAGAAAUUCACAAUGACUGCAAACUUCUGUUGAGGACAAAACAACAAACAGCUGGUUUGCAGAUCAUGGAAGCCAUGGCAUUACAUCUGGAGUCAAGCUACGAGAAGCUUUACAGGUGGAGUCAAGAUGAAUGCAGAGGCUUAACAGGAGACCUUCCCGACAUAUCUAACACGCUAAGCAGAGCAAUGGUUGCUCUUCAGGACAGGCCUGUGUUGUUUAAGUAUACUUUAGAUGAAUAUGGCACAGCCAGAAGAACUGCUGUGGUGAGAUGCUUCAUUGAUGCACUCACAAGAGGAGGACCUGGUGGAACUCCUAGACCAAUUGAAUUACAUUCACAUGAUCCAGUUAGAUAUGUGGGUGAUAUGUUGGCGUGGCUUCACCAGGCAAUAGCGUCAGAAAAGGAACUUCUUCAUAGUUUACUAAGAAACUCAUCAUCAACAGGUGAUAACGUACAAAAAGAAAUUCUUAGUCACAUAACAGAAGGGGUUUGUAGACCUUUUAAGGUACGAGUGGAGCAGGUCAUUGUGUCAGAGCCGGGCGCUGUGAUGCUGUUCAGUUUAGCAAAUAUUCUAAAAUUUUAUGGCACAACGAUAGGGAGCCUUAUUGAUGAAGAUGCCUCGGUAACAGUAACGAUUCUUGACAUGAAUGCUCUAGCCUUGAAGAUGUUCUACAACAGCUUGAACUGUCACGCAAGCAAACUGCUAGAAAAGAUUGAACUUCCUCCCCCAGAUCUCAGUCCCACAGAAUCGUUAAGAGAAACGAUGAGUUUACUUAGAGACGUCCUUACUUGUCACGAUGCUUCUGUUAUUCCACUGGACGCCAGACAAGCUGAUUAUGCGAGGAUUAUCUCCUGUUUGGUCGACCCACUCAUCCAGAUGUGUUCCAUGUCGGCCAGCCAUCUGAACGCGUCAGACAUGGCUGCUUACAUGAUAAACUGCAUUCAUCAGAUACAGAGCACGUUGGCGGUUUACGAAUUUACUGAUAAACACAUCGAAAUGCUAGCGGGUCAGACGGAAGCACACCUAGAUACGUUAAUCAGUGAGCAAGCAUCAUUCAUUCUUAGUCGUUCUGGUGUUGGUAAUUUGUACACUGUGUACCAGGAGAACCGCGGUCAGAAGGUGGCACUGUCCUCGCUUCAUGGAAUGGAUCCGCAGAGUGUUAAAGACGCCAUGGCCAAAUUCGAUAAGUAUCUCUCGUGUCCCGAUAGUCUAGUUAUGCCUCAGUGCAAUCUUUUGAGAACGACAAGACUACGCGAUACCGUCCACAAGCGAGCGGUGGAUGCCGUUUGUACAAUGUACAAGACGCUCUACGACGCCAUUGUGAACGACAGUAACAAAUACCCGGAUGUUAAAACUUUGGUGCCUCGCACCCCAGAUCAAGUGACGUCCCUCUUGACGUAGCUAAUGAAAAACUAAACCUAAUUUUUAAACCACGAUGUAAAUAAAUAGAAAAUGAGAAUCUCUCUUUCUCUCGAAUUACCCAAAUGAAAAAAUGAAUAGUGUUCUGGGUGUAUUGCGUAAUGCCUCUCUUUUUACCCCAACAAUGGGACAAGUCGUCAUUUAUAGCCUGGGGGGCUUGGAAGAUUUUUCUUAUGGGGGGUUUCUCAUAGAUUUUUUAGGGGAGGAGGGGGAUCAGUCGUCGCUAACAGACUAUAGAUUGGAGGAGCUGUAGAAAAUUGACCGCCAGUUAACUGCUAACGAGUUACAAUCGUAAGAAUAUUACAGAGCCUUAUGAGAGCACAUAAAUUUCAUCGUGACGCAUCUUUCCCUCUCUCCCCCCCUCCACGGUAGGUAAUGACCGGUCCCUAAUUGCAGUGCAUUUUAAUUAACCCUUACAGUAUUAGAGGUAAAUCAGUACGUAAAUUCACCUUACAGUGUUCGUACAUUUUCAUACAUGGUGGUAAUGAGAAUUAAGACUUAUCAUGUUGGGGAUGAUGAAACAUGAGAUUGUCUACCUUUAGUUGAGGGAAGAUCUUAAAAAUGCAAAAAGUUAAUAGCUAGGGACUGUUUGAGCGUUUUCUCAAGAAUUUGUAAAGUGCACGUUAUAGACCACUUUCAUAAAUAGCUGCUGGAUUAAUAUUCUUUCGUUAAAUUUGAAUUAGCCUUGCUGACCUCGUU
This is a messenger RNA of Stylophora pistillata, 2624 nucleotides long. RefSeq names its product conserved oligomeric Golgi complex subunit 6. NCBI's taxonomy places the organism in Eukaryota, Metazoa, Cnidaria, Anthozoa, Scleractinia, Pocilloporidae. Gene Ontology annotation, biological process: intra-Golgi vesicle-mediated transport. The record is from RefSeq and is a predicted model, not a curated record. Gene Ontology annotation, cellular component: COG complex.